AUGGAGCAACUGACAUCCUUCCCACGGCCUGGGGACCCCGGAACCAUGGAGUCGUGGGCAAUACCAGCCUGGCCGAGAUGGACACCAAGCCAGGGGGGUGAACCUGGCAGUAUAGCCCCAAGUAUUGCUGAUACUCCGGCAGCUCUGCAGGUUGGAGAAUCAAGGCCUGAGGAGAGUUCAGAGCCUGAGAGAACCCGGAGCCCCGGGCCUGUGGAGGGCACUGAUUCUGAAGGGACACUGGUGGGGCCGCCUGUCCUGGGGCAGCAAGCAGAGAGCCCGGGACCCGGCUACCUAAAGCUGGAGGAUGAGGUGGCAGAGACUUUCCUUAAGGCCAAGCUGAAAACGGGCUUUGGGGACAGGCCCAAGCUGGAGCUGCUGAGGGCUCUGGGGGAGCUGCAACAGCGCUGUGCCGUCCUGAAGGAGGAAAAUCAGAUGCUGAGAAAGAGCAGCUUCCCCGAGACGGAGGAGAAGGUGCGAAGGCUGAAGCGGAAGAAUGCCGAGCUGGCGGUCAUUGCCAAGCGCCUGGAAGAGAGGGCGAGGAAGCUGCAGGAGACUAACCUGAGGGUGGUGAGUGUCCCCGUUCCCCGCCUGGGGGCCAGUUUGGAGUUGUGCCAGGAGGCUCUGGCCCACCAGCGAGCCCGGGACCUCAGUGAGACAGCCAGCGCCCUGCUGGCCAAGGACAAACAGAUUGUCGCCCUGCAGCGGGAGUGCAGGGAGCUGCAGGCCAGGCUCACCCUGGCCGGCAAGGAGGGCUCCCAGUGGCUCCACGUGCGGGACAUCGACCGUCUUCUGCGCGAGUCCCAGCGGGAGGUGCUGCGGCUGCAAAGGCAAAUCGCCCUGCGCAACCAGCAGGAGCCGCCCCCGCCGCCCCGGUUCCCGGCCCCUGCUGUCCCGGCCCCAGCAGGGGCGCCCGCCCCCGGGGCCCCGGGAGAGGCCACACCCCAGGAAGAUGUGGACAACCCACAGGUGGUUGUAGGGGAGCCUGAGAAACUGCACAGGGUGCAGCAGCUGGAGUCAGAGCUCAGCAAGAAGCGGAAGAAAUGUGAGAGCCUGGAACAGGAAACCCGAAAGAAGCAGAGGCGAUGUGAGGAGCUGGAACUUCAGCUGAAAGAAGUUCAGAUUGAGAAUGCCCGCCUUGUGGAGGAGAACUCUCGACUCAGUGGGAAAGCCACAGAGAAGGAGCAGGUGGAGUGGGAGAAUGCCGAGCUAAGGGGCCAGCUUCUGGGGGUGACAGAGGAGAGGGAUUCGGCCCUUCGAAAGAGUCAGGGCCUGCAGAGCAAGCUGGAGAGCCUGGAGCACGUGCUGAAGCACAUGCGGGAGGUGGCCCAGCGGAGGCAGCAGCUAGAGGUGGCGCAUGAGCAGGCCCGGCUCAGCCUGCAGGAGAAGCAGGAGGAGGUCCGGAGGCUGCAGCAGGCCCAGGUAGAAGCCAAGAGGGAGCAUGAAGGGGCUGUCCAGCUGCUGGAGUCUACCUUGGAUUCCAUGCAGGUCCGGGUUCGAGAGCUUGAGGAGCAAUGCCGCAGCCAAACUGAGCGCUUCAGCCUCUUGGCACAGGAGCUCCAGGCCUUCCGUCUGCACCCUGGGCCUUUGGAUCUGCUCACCUCUGCUCUGGGCUGCAGUGCCCUUGGGGAUCGUCUACCACCCCCUUGUUGCUGCUCCACGUCCCAGAUCUGCUCCAAAGACCUUGACCUCCCUCCGGGCUCUCCAGGGCGCUGUGCCCCAAAGUCUUCUGAAAUUGCCUCAGCCACACUUGCUGGGGCCCCUAGAAGGAUGACUAAGAAGGCAGAAUCUCUCUCCAACUCCUCUCGCUCGGAGCCUAUCCACAACAGCCCCAAGUCGUGCCCUACGCCUGAGGUGGACACAGCCAGUGAGGUGGAGGAGCUGGAGGCAGACAGUGUCUCCUUGCUCCCAGCAGUACCUGAGGUCAUCAGGGGAGGAGCCAGGAUCCAAGUCUUCCUAGCACGUUACAGCUAUAAUCCCUUUGAGGGCCCCAAUGAGAAUCCAGAGGCCGAGCUUCCGCUGACUGCAGGCGAGUACAUUUACAUCUAUGGCAACAUGGACGAAGAUGGCUUUUUUGAAGGGGAACUCAUGGAUGGCCGAAGGGGCCUGGUCCCCUCUAACUUUGUAGAGCGUGUGUCUGAUGACGACCUCCUGACCUCUCUCCCUCUGGAGCUGGCUGAUUUAUCACACAGCUCCGGCCCUGAACUCAGCUUCCGGAGUGGAGGUGGUGGGGGCAGCAGCAGUGGGGACCAGAGCAGCGGGGGACGGUGCCAGCCCCAACUGGAGGAGGAGGAUGUGGGAGAUGAGCUCAGCCUGAGUCCACCCCCAGAGGGACUUGGUGAGUCCCAUGCUGUGCCUUAUCCCCGCCGUCUGGAGCUUCUCAAGCAGCUGACCCACAGCAUGGUGCUAGCCUGGGAGCCGCCCCCUGAACAAGUGGACCUGCUCGGCUAUCAUAUCUGUGUGAACGGAGAGCUGCACCAGGCUCUGGGACCCGGGGCACCCCCCAAGGCCGUGCUUGAGAACUUGGACCUGAGGGCCGGCCUUCUCCAUGUCUCUGUGCGGGCCCUGACUAGCCAGGGCAGCUCUGACCCCCUGCGUUGUUGCCUGGCUGUGGGUGCCCAGGUUGGGGUCGGGCCUAGCCAGCUUCGGAUCUACCGACUGACAGCCACGUCUGCUGAGAUCACCUGGGUGCCCGGCAAUAGCAAUUUGGCCCAUGCCAUCUACCUCAAUGGGGAAGAGUGCCCACCUGCCCGCCCCAGUAUCUACUGGGCCACCUUCUGCAACCUGCGGCCUGGCACACUCUACCAGGCCCGAGUAGAGGCUCAGCUCCUACCCCGAGGGUCCCGGGAAGCAGACUGGGAGAGGCCGGAGCAGAGAGCAGCCACCCUGCAGUUCACCACCCUCCCAGCAGGCCCACCUGAUGCUCCGCUUGAUGUGCAAAUUGAGCAGGGACCCUCCCCGGGAAUCCUGAUCAUCAGCUGGCUUCCAGUCACCAUUGAUGCUGCAGGCUCCUCCAAUGGUGUCCGGGUCACAGGCUACGCCAUCUACGCUGAUGGGCAGAAGAUCAUGGAGGUAACGUCACCCACAGCAGGCAGUGUGCUGGUGGAAUUGUCGCAGCUGCAGCUGCUGCAAGUGUGCCGCGAGGUGACCGUGCGAACCAUGUCACCUCACGGCGAGUCAGCAGAUUCCAUUCCGGUCCCUGUAGCCCCAGCUCUGGCUCUGGCCUGCCUGCCAGCCAGGGUUUCCUGCCUUUCACCCAGACCAGACCUGGAGGCCAGAUCACCCUUUGCUCCAGCCUCUCCAGGGUUUGGAGACCCUAGUUUUCCCCUCUGGUGUCCUGACCCCCAUGGAACUCCAGAGCCCUCAGAGGUCCCCUCAGCAAGCCCUCUCAGUGAGGCAUCAAGAGAAUCCCAAGAGGAGCCUCCAGUAUCUUGUUCCCAGGAGGAGGUGGGUAUAGCGGGCGUCUUGGAGGAACAGAGGGUCAGCAAGCCAACAGUGGACGAGAGAGGCCCUGGCUCUACAGUUCCUGAACUAGCUCUGGAAGAGGCUCAGUGGGCCACAGGAGAGGCCUGCCCAGUGCCCUGCUCCACCCAGGGAGCCCCGACCCAUCGGAUACCGUGUAUCGAGGCCAGCCAAGGAGACACAGGGUCCGGACUGAGGGCCAGUGUUGAGAGAGAUAACCCAGCCGAGCUUGGGCUCCAUGUGGUGACCCCCCUUGUGGACCACAGUCGUAACUCAGACCUGUCAGACAUCCUGGAGGAGGAGGAGGAGGAAGAGGAGCUGGCCUCCAGGCCUUGCUCUUUUCAGAAGCAGGUUGCUGGCAACAGCAUCAGGGAGAACGAGGCCAAGCCCCAGUCCGACUCAGGUGAGACCGACAGUGACGAGGAGAUUCUGGAGCAGAUCCUGGAGCUGCCCCGCCAGCAUUUCUGCAGCAAGAAGCUCUUUAGCAUCCCCGAGGAGGAGGAAGAAGAGGAGGAUGAUGAAGAGGAGGAGAAGCGGGGGGCAGGCUGCUCUUCCCGAGACCCGAACCUGCCUGAGCCUCUAUUGCUAGGGUCAGGCUACAAAAGUGCUCAGCCCCAAGGCUCUGGCUUGUGCCCCUUGUUUCCUGAGCCUUCCAGGACUGAGGACCACUUGGAGGAUGUGCCUGGACUAGUUGGUGGAAGCAGCCAGAGGAGAGGCGUUGGAGCCCCGGAGAAGCCCCCAAACCGCAGGCGGCCCCCAGACCCCCGUGAACAUUGCAGCCGGCUUCUUGGCAACGUCGGGGCCCAGCCCUCUGGACGACCAGGCCCCACACGGGAGCGGGGCGGUGCCCCUGUGGGCGAGGGGACCAGGGCUGGACCAGAGACUGGUGGCAGAGGGCAGCUGACCCUUUCCCGGAAGUGCCCCAGUGGUCGGACCCUGGAAUCUGGCCUGGCUAGCUGCCUGUCCCCCAAGUGUUUGGAAAUCAGCAUUGAGUAUGAUUCUGAGGACGAGCAGGAGGAGGGCAGUGGGGGCAUCAGCAUCACCAACUCCUGCCACCCUGGAGAGGGGGAGGUCUGGGGCACGGCGCCCAUAGGAUGGUCCAGGGGGACUCUGAAGGCCAAUUCAGCCCCCAACCCCUGCCCAUGCCCCCCGGGCUGGGAGAAAGGGGAGCCAGAGCGGCGAGGCUACAGUGUGAUGAGCAGAGCCAAAGACUCAGACUCCCGGGCAGUAGAUAUGGGUGAGCCCAGAGGGCAGGACAGCUCUGGGCGAAGGGGCCCUGCACGGAGAGGGGCACGGGCCCCCAGGCCAGGCUCCAGUGAGCUGGCCUCUCUGAGGAGCCCCCCGGAAGAGGUGCUCGCCUCCCAGGACCUACCUGUGAGGCUCUUUGUGGCUCUGUUUGAUUACGACCCUGUGUCAAUGUCACCCAACCCUGAUGCUGGGGAAGAGGAGCUUCCCUUCCAGGAGGGGCAGAUUCUAAAGGUGUAUGGGGACAAGGAUGCCGAUGGCUUCUAUCGGGGUGAAGGUGGGGGCCGGAUGGGCUUCAUCCCCUGCAACAUGGUGGCAGAGGUGUCUGCGGACAGUCCUGCGGGGAGGCAGCAGUUGCUCCAGCGGGGUUACCUAUCUCCAGAUGUCCUUGUUGAGAGCUCAGGAAAUGGCCCUCUUGUGUACUCCACAGCCCGCACAACUGGGCCUCCCCCAAAGCCCCGCCGCUCCAAGAAAGAGACUUCUGAGCAUUCUCUCCCUCCUCCCUUAGGCCCCCCCAAGCCGGUCUCCUCUGCUGGCCUGAAAGUUCCCCACCCCAUGGUGGCAGUGUUUGACUACAACCCCCGGGAAAGCUCUCCCAACAUGGACGUGGAGGCGGAGCUGCCCUUCCGAGCAGGGGAUGUCAUCACUGUGUUUGGGGGCAUGGACGAUGAUGGAUUCUACUAUGGGGAACUGAAUGGAAAAAGGGGUCUUGUUCCAUCCAACUUCCUGGAGGGUCCCGGACCUGAGGACAGGGAGCCAGGGAAUUCCCUGGCCGAGAAUCAGAGAACGAGGAGGAGAAGAGUCCAGUGCUAG
This is a messenger RNA of Chrysochloris asiatica (Cape golden mole), 5517 nucleotides long. RefSeq names its product benzodiazepine receptor (peripheral) associated protein 1 (gene TSPOAP1). Gene Ontology annotation, molecular function: protein binding. NCBI's taxonomy places the organism in Eukaryota, Metazoa, Chordata, Mammalia, Afrosoricida, Chrysochloridae. Gene Ontology annotation, biological process: neuromuscular synaptic transmission. Bases 1 to 5517 code for a protein of 1838 amino acids. The transcript is spliced from 30 exons. Gene Ontology annotation, cellular component: mitochondrion. The record is from RefSeq and is a predicted model, not a curated record.